Molecule: messenger RNA, 1719 nt
Organism: Ordospora colligata OC4
Lineage: Eukaryota; Fungi; Microsporidia; Ordosporidae
Product: SPT5-like transcription initiation protein
Exons: 1
Coding region: 1-1719 (572 amino acids)
Biological process (GO): transcription elongation by RNA polymerase II; regulation of DNA-templated transcription elongation; regulation of transcription by RNA polymerase II
Cellular component (GO): DSIF complex
Molecular function (GO): mRNA binding
Source: RefSeq, a predicted model, not a curated record
AUGGCAAAAAGGCCUUUGAGUAAAUAUGUGAGUGUAGAAGCGUCUGAAGACGACUCUGAACAAAGCAGUGAGAAUAUAGAUGACAUACAGGAUGUGGCAAUCCCCACAAGGAAUUGGAAGAAUAUUGCGAAGGAGCUGGAAGAGAAGUAUGCAGAUGUUCCUGACGAAGAAGACAGCGAAGAGGAAGAGACUGUGGAACAUGGAAUAAGACAGACGAGCCUGGUGCCAAGAAGCACGUCUCCUAGGAUGUUUAUUGUGCGAGUGAAACGAGGCUCAGAGAAAGAGGUGAUGAUGAAGAUUGUGGAGAACGAUCCAAAGAAUGUGUUUGGUAUAGUAUAUAAGGAAGGACUGAAGGGAUACAUUUACAUUGAGGCUUUCCAAAAGCAGCAUGUGAUUGAUGCAUUGGGAUCGAUUCGAGGAGUUAGUCGCACGAAGAUAUCUGUUGUCCCUCAGAAGGAGAUGAUUGAAGCAGUGACAUACUGUGAACCUGAGGCAUAUGGAGAAUGGGGUAGGAUAACCAAAGGCAGAUAUAAGGGUGAUUUGGUGAAAAUAGUUGGUGUGGAUGGUGAUAUGGUAAGGAUUCGGGUAUUUCCUAGGAUUGAAGGAGAGAGAAAGCUUUUUAAACCUGAGAAUUUUAAAAGUCAAGAAGUUAUCAAGUCUAACGGAUACUACAUUUAUAAAAGAGACACAUACUUAGAUGGGUUUUUGGAAAAAGAUGUGUUGAGGAGCACGAUUGAUUUUGGAGCAGAGCCAACACUUGAAGAGCUUGAAAUGUUCUUAGUUCCUUGUACUGUUUCUGUAGGUGAUAGAGUUAGGGUUUGUCGAGGAGAGCUGCUUGGCAUGAAAGGCAUCAUCAAGAGCAUCAAUGGUAGUAUUGCAACUAUUGAAGGAGAGAAUGGAAGAUUUGAAAUGGAGAGCUCUGGUGUUUGCAAGCAUUUUGAAGUUGGAGAAGCUGUGUCAUAUAAAGGCGAAAAUGGAAUUGUUGUAAAGAUAGAUGAUAAACAAUGCGUAGUUGCUAUGCAUGACUUUACUGACGAAGUCAAUGCAAGCAUCGAUGACUUGAAGAUGGCAGUGGCAAAAGGGCCCAAAUCUAUUGGAAGGACAGGAAUAACAGAAAGAAAAAGAGUUAAGAAGGAUCCUCUUAUUAAUAAAGAGGUGCAGGUGCAGGUUGGAGAGUACAAAGGACAUGUGGGAUUGGUUAAGGACAUAGAUAGAAAUAUGUGCAGAGUGCAACUAAAUUCCAACAUGAAGUUUGUAAAUGUGGAAAGAUGCCAUGUAAUCGUUUUGGAUUACCAAGCAUCUGCAAGGUCAUCAAAGUAUAGCGAGCCAGCUACAUUUGCAACACCAGGGUAUAAAACACCAGGGUAUAGAACACCAGGAUAUAAGACUCCAAAUGUAAGUGCAGAUGAUGUAGGAAUUGAAUGGCUUAAUGAAGAUGAUAAGCCAUAUAAGGGCACAUUGAUUAAUGUUCUUGGAAAAGAGGUUCUUAUUGAGGACUAUCAAAACGAUUUAUUUAUUACCAAGGAUGGAAGAUUUGCGAGUGAAGACGUCUCGUUCGUUCAACCUCAGAAAAACGACCUUAUCUGCGUACUCGAUGGUGAAAGAAAAGGCGUCACUGGAAUACUCAUAGCUAUAAAUGGAGAUUCUGCAAUCAUACGAUCGGCUGGUGGGCCUGUAAUACACAUUCCGAUGAGUUGCAUAUCAAGAAAGAUGUACUAG